GUCUAAAAUACAUUAGAUCUGGAUGAGUGGAGAUGUUUAGACCGGGAUUGCGUCUGCUGGGAUAAACAUCACAAUGUAUCAUGUCUGGUGUUGCCUACUGUGUGUUUGGAUAACCACAAGAGCUUCAACUGCUGUAGGCGCCUAUGCUCGCCUUGGAGAACCUGUGACUGUGACGUGGGCCAUGUCUCCCAUCAAGGAGUUCAAGGUGAUGAAGGAUUACAGGGUACUGUUUCAGAUAACAGGCAGCAAUAAAGUAACAGUUGCUGAUAAGGAACUGAGGACCAGGAUUAAUGGCGACUCAUUGUCCUACACACGUGGAACCUUCAGUUUCCAGCUGUAUAACGUGACCCCCUCUGACGCUGGUCAGUACAGCUGUUACCUGGACCCGACACGUCCGCCGUAUAGAAGAACAAGGAUGCCAAACUGUGGACAAACACUUUAUGUUAUUGGGUUUGAAGACAUCUCUAUCCAAGCCGAAGAAGUGGAAAACAGUGGACCUGUACACCUUACCUGUAUUUGUAGACUACGGAUCUAUCCGGAUAGCGUCCCAACUGUGUCAAUCACAUGGAAAGAAAAUGAUGUCCGUCUGUAUAGUGGGGGGAGGAAUCACAUGGCGUCAUCUGAGACCUGGAGUUACGGGUAUGAUGAGAGACAGAUAAACCACACCAGUACCUUGACCAUUCGUGAUGGUUGGCGGGAGAACGACAGAUACAAGUGUCAGGCUGGAGUGGGGGAGAUACAGUCUGAGUCGAGUGAGGAGAUUGUCCUUAUAAACUGGUCUGAUGAUAACAAGAACUACACUGUGGUGCCUGAAGGAGAGGAUGCCAUGAUGACGUGGAAGAUGCCCUCCCUGGAGAGCGGGGCCUACAUCACGUCUCCCUCUGGUCCACAUUUAAUGCGGAAGCAAUCUGAUAAAUGGAACGUUGGGUAUACCUUCACCUCAAGACUGCAGAUCAAGGGAGUUAGUCAUUCAUCUGAAUUUGUCAUUGCACGUCUGUUGCUAUAUAAUGUCACAGCAGCUGACGCUGGCAAAUACUUUUGUGUCAGCGGAUAUCGCCGUGUACCUCAGUGUGGACAUACCCUGAUUGUCUCACGGAAGCCAGAGAAGACACACAUCACUGCCACCGAACUUACUGUUGUGGGUGAGAACCUAACCUUGUCCUGUUCCACCACGUCCCGGAGUCUUCCCCGGGACCACACUCUGACCAUGUCCUACAUCUGGAGAAGAGACAACGCCAGGCUGCUGAGUGGAGGAAGGCAUCAGGUGUCAGGCUCCACCUUGAAAAUCGCUGAUGUCAGAGAGGGGGAUAGUGGGAACUACUCAUGUCAGGGUACAGAGGAGGGUGGACAGGUGUCAGGUCGGAGCAGCAUCUUUGUCCUCAUUGUGCGACAGCUUUCAGCCGCGAUCUCACCUGCCAUGUACAUUAUCAUCGGCUGUUCAACUGUCGUUAUCAUAGUAGUCGCUCUUGUCGUCGUGGCGUUACUCCUUCGACGGAAGACAAACAGAGCUAGCAGUGAUGUGACGUGGUCAAGAUGGGAUGGAUUGCGCCAUUCAUCAUAUGAAGAUGUUCAGAUGAACAGGACACUUGAAGAUGAAGAACAACACUUCAGCAAUGACCUUUAUGAAGAUGUCCAGUUAGUUGAUGAAACACAACACUUAAACAAUGACGUCGAUGAAGAUAUCCAGUUAGCUGAGGAAACACAACACUUAAACAAUGACGUCGAUGAAGAUAUCCAGUUAGCUGAUGAAACCCAGCACUUACACAAUGACGUUGAUGAAGAUACCCAGUUAGCUGAUGAAACACAACACUUAAACACUGAUCUUUAUGAAGAUAUCCACUUAGCUGAUGAAACCCAGCAGUUAAACAAUGACCUUUAUGAAGAUGUCCAGUUAGCUGAUGGAACCCAACACUUAAACAAUGACGUCGAUGAAGAUAUCCAGUUAGCUGAUGAAACCCAGCACUUAAACAAUGACGUCGAUGAAGAUAUCCAGUUAGCUGAUAAAACCAAGCACUUAAACAAUGACGUUUACGAAGAUGUCAUCGUGCAAGGGGAGUUUGACGGCGAUAAUGUCUAAAAACAUGAACGAAAUGCUUGGUCUCCUCAUUUUGUGGUCUUUCUUUGAACGGAUUAUAUUUUCCUUGAGAUCAGUCAGCAAUGAUGGAAGGGUUUUCCCGAACAUACCUUCCUCAUAGUCACCGUGCGAUAUUUACCAUUUUUGAAAUAUUUAUAGUGGCCAACAGCAACUUGAGUUACGCAGUUUAGAAUAUGUUUUUGCACAUCGCAGAUUUAUGGCUUUUGACAUGUUGCGCAGCUUCCCAAAAACGCCGCCAUUUUCACAAGCCACAUCCUUCUGUAAGUAAUGAUAAUUUUCAAGCUACGAUAUCCUGGAAAUACUUCCGUCACUUUUGUAUCACUGUAAAACAUGUGAUUCUUUCAACCAGAAUAUGACAGUUGUUCCGACUUCAAAUCAUAUGGUAAAUGACACAUCCCUGUCGUGUCUUGGUAUGCGAUCGUAGAGCUUGCUUCGCGACAACAUUGGCGAAACACAGUCUGUCAAUGGAAUGUUGUAAUUACCUAGGACUUGGUAGACUUCGGUAGUGUUACCGAAAGCAUUCCAAAUGUCACAAGCGAGUGUUCACACAAGCGAGUGUCCACACAACUGGUUAUACAUGAGUGACACUUUUUUGCCUUAAUAAAAAAGCGAAUAAACCCUAUCUAUGUGAGUAUUGGCUAUGGUCUGUGAAAUGUUCUGAAUAAAGG
Messenger RNA from Haliotis rufescens (red abalone), 2763 nucleotides. RefSeq names its product hemolin-like. NCBI's taxonomy places the organism in Eukaryota, Metazoa, Mollusca, Gastropoda, Lepetellida, Haliotidae. Gene Ontology annotation, molecular function: cell-cell adhesion mediator activity. Gene Ontology annotation, cellular component: axon; plasma membrane. The coding region runs from base 74 to 2077 and encodes 667 amino acids. Gene Ontology annotation, biological process: dendrite self-avoidance; homophilic cell-cell adhesion; axon guidance. The record is from RefSeq and is a predicted model, not a curated record. The transcript is spliced from 7 exons.